AUGCCCAUGCAGAAGGAAAUCGAAUGGGAUGCCGUUCGAGCGAUGCUGGGGCAGGAGUCCCGGCCAAGCAUCAGCAACGCCUGCAGCUCAGACGUUGACGCACCGCUAGUGCAGCUUGUUGGGCACCGAAGCAUGGAGACGGCCCAAGUCGUCGUCAACAAGCUCAAGGAACGCGGCAUCUGCGUCAUUAAAGCCGGGGCAGAUAG
This is a messenger RNA of Symbiodinium sp. CCMP2456, 206 nucleotides long. NCBI's taxonomy places the organism in Eukaryota, Dinophyceae, Suessiales, Symbiodiniaceae. The record is from the annotation of a GenBank genome assembly.